UUUACGCAAAAUUAUUCAAGCUCGUAUGUAUUUUUUUUUCUGCGUAAGGAUUUUCACUCGACCUUGCUGCUGAAUAAAAUAUCACCAAGGUCUCUUCACUAGAAGACGGCAACACAAAAGUUUUGCUCUCUUUCAUUCAUUUUGCUCUUCAGCCGACCCACGUCAUGCCUGUGCGGUGACGUCACGACCGCACAGGGGACUCGUGGACCAAAGAGAGGUGAAAAAAAAGAAACAAGUAGUCGAGGCGCUCGUGGAAACAGGAAGCAAAAGGGGAAAGCCAAGCAGAGGUUGUUGUUGUUAGAAAAAAAAAACUUCCGAAGGGAGCACUCUGUCUUUUACCUCCCCGUUAUUUUGAGCUCUUUAAACUGACAGUGCAGCCAGUCCGUUGCUUGGACACCGCGCGCUGAAGGAGGGAAGCUCGCGCGCUUCGCGCCGAAGUGGAUGGACCUGGUCGGGGUUUCGGUUUAUUUGACAUUCCUCACCGUCCACCACGCCGGAAUUAACCCCUUCUUACUGUUACCGUAUUGUUUUUAUAGGCAGGGCGUGACAUUCCACCGUUUAAAAGCGGCCCUGGUCGAUUUUACUGGAGUAUUUUGACGUUUGAAGAAGUCUUCAGUUCGUCUGACAGGAACGGUGUAACGUUACGCACAGGCAGCCUGAGCUAACGCGAGCUAGCGACUUAGCUGCUAAUGUCAACUAACAUGGAGGGAGAGGUGCAUGUGUUACAUAACAACCAAACGCAACUAAACCACCGACUUUUGACACCCAGCAAGCACAGUUAUGGACGUGAAUUAAUCUCCAAAGAAUAAAACUGCCCAUAAACACAUUUAUUUGGGAGAGAUGGAGUCGAACCCGCUGAUCAGCGCAAUGGAUCCGUCCAUUACAUUGUGGCAGUUCCUGCUACACCUGCUAGAUGAUCAGAGUCAGAAGCACUUGAUCUCUUGGACAUCUGGGGAUGGGGAGUUCAAACUGCUGGAUGCCGAGGAGGUGGCCAGACUCUGGGGGCUGCGCAAGAACAAAACCAACAUGAACUAUGAUAAACUUAGCAGGGCACUUCGUUACUACUAUGACAAGAAUAUUAUUAAGAAAGUUAGCGGCCAGAAGUUCGUCUAUAAGUUUGUGACCUUUCCGGACCCCAACUCUGCUGAUGGACUGAAAGGACCUGAGGAUUCCCAGAGGGCCACUACAGGGGAGAAAUUGGAGCUGUCCAUUCAGAGCAAAUCUAACACAGGUGCUAACACCACCAACCCAUGUCUCUCCAAGAGCCUGCAGGUUCAGCGCUCCUCCCCUAGCUCAGUGCAACGCAGCUCCCGAAACGAUUACAUGAAGUCUGGUCUCUACUCCACUUUCACUAUUCAAUCCCUACAGACGCCCUGCAAAACUGCAUCCAAAUUCAUCAAAACGGAGCAUGUCCUGAGUGACAACAGCCCCAAACCUGCUCAUCUGGACCGCACAGUGCACGAGAUGCAAAUGUGUCAGACAGAAGCACAGCAGGGAACUGCUCAGGUGCAGUCGACUAUGGAGAGCAGCAAUUUGCAUGUGAUAGUGACCCACCCCUCCCCAUGUGCUACACCUGCCCUCAGCCCACAGACGCCCUCUGGAUCUGUCACUGCAACCAUGAAUACUCAAGCACAGAAGAGCCAGAAUUUGGGUGACCCACCCCAGAUCUACUUGUCCGAUCCCAGCUCUAUGACCUCGCUCAUUCCUCUAGCUCAUGGAGAAUGUGUUGUCAACCCUUCUCAGCCUGUAUUUGUGGUCAUAAAACCUUUGCCUGUUGGACUGGCCAAAGAGUCCAGCCUCACGCCUGAAGAAGACCUGCUGGAGAUUGUCGAUUUGGAUGACAAAACAGAUGUUGAGCCAGUGUCCACAGUGCCUGUCUCUGGAGUUACAGAUGCUCCAAUCUCUGUGGAUGCUCCAUCACCCUCCGUGGAGCCAGUGGCGCAGCCUGUUGGAGAAGGGGAGGUGAAAGAAAAGCCUGAGUUACCCGAGGACACCAAUACUGCAUCAGCCUCCCUCCCAGCAAGCACGCAGGAAGUCCAGCCUCCUAAAUCAAAGAAGCCACGUGUGCUGGAACUGCCAUCCUCGUCUACGCUGCUACCCCCUGGACUCUCGCUGGAUAAGGUCAAUGCAGCGGUGAACAGCCUUCUGGCUUCUGGCAGUGCCACAAACACCUUAACACCCACAGUCAUCACCUCCCAUGCCCUGACUCCAGUGCUGUUGACACCAAGUCCGCUGCCAUCAACCAUACACUUCUGGAGCACACUCAGUCCAAUCGCUCCGCGCAGCCCUGCCAAGCUCUCCUUCCAGUUCCCCGCCAACGGAAGCAAUCAGAUCCAGAUCCCAGCACUGAGUGUGGACGGCCUAUCCACACCUGUCGUUCUCUCCCCUGGACCACAGAAACCAUAAUUUGCUAUUUAAUUCCCUUAUCUUCUGCUGUAGCCAUUGGCUACCUAUCCAGCCAAUGAAAUGCUGAGGACGGCCAAUGAAAGUUGGGACACUCCAUAUCAGGUUCUGCUGUGAGUUGGGCGAGGCCUCUGCUCCAAAUCUGCAAGAGGAGUGCGCUCUCAGCCGUCCUUCACAAUUGGUUGACGGAGCAGCCCGAUUUUGUGCUUGGUGGCAUUUGCAGAAACUAUUUGAUUUUUUGUUUUUUCCUUUGCUUUUGAUAUGAUCAUCAACGGUUAUUUAUUUAUUUCUGAUGUUUCUUGGUGCAUCGCGAGAUGCACAUUCCCGAAUGCUCAUGUGAAUUUGGAACUUGGAGAUCUCACUUCAUUUUUGAUUUCUCACAAUUCCAUUGAGUUAUGGAUCAGACAUGCUAUCCUUUGAUUGAAUCAAGGCAUGAAAUGCCAUUUAUUCACAGACUGAGUAUAGCUUUCUGGGGGGGGGGGGCAUGCAUUUGAAAUCUGCAAGUUAAUUUCUUUCUUUGGCAUUACAUAGACACAAAUACAUAAUAUUUAGUAUAUGACACACUGUUGUUUUAAACAUUUUGUGUUUUUCCAUGGACACUUUUUGCUAAAGUGGCAUUGAAAAUGCCAGAGGAAUGUCACAGCCAUUCCCAGGAUUUGAAGAGGUGGAACCAGGGUGGAAAAGAUACAAAGAGAUUCUGAACGAUAUCAGGGUCUGGAAUGUUUCAAUCUUUUUCUUCUAUGACAUCAUUCCUUUUUUUCAGAACUUUCCUCUUGUAAAUAGACAUUGCACCCAUUCCAAGAUUUGAAAUACUGAUUUUUUUUGUUCUUGCUCUCCUGUUUUUGUUGAAGUUUUUUAGUAAUUCUAUCAAGGAGCCCUUUCUCUGGCAGCAUCGACAAAGCAGGCAAAGGUUUCAAAAGUGUCACAGCGAAUCUUUGCAGUUUCAUGCUUUUUUCUUCUAAAGAAAACGCCAGAGGAGACCAAAGACCAGCUGUUUAUAUACAAUCUAUCUUAGCGUCUCUGUCAUUUUUUUUUCUGUUAAGUUUUGCAUUUUCUCUCGCUCUCGUCUUUAUUUUUACUCUGCCGCAUCAAAGGGCUAUAAGAACCUUCAUGCAACCAAAACACUCACACUUCUGACACUGUAUAUAACUGAUACAUCUGACUCGCCAGCUAGAAGUGUAAAACUCAAUAAUCGUUGUAUAUAAAGUAAUUUAUGGCAGAACAGGAAGUAUGUAGCUUCAGCUGCUUUUGAUAUUGUUAGUCGUUUUGCGCAGCCUGCCUCUUAUGCUAUGUUCGUCUGAUGUGUUAAAAUCACACUCACGGUUGUUACCUCAAAGCUGUCAACAGCUCGACGCGUCAAAGCAGGCAAGCAUAUAUGUUGCAACUGACAAACAAAGCCAACGAUUAUUUGCAUAUCUUCUUGCGCUUGUAGUUUGCGUGUGAAGCUCAAGUUUCCUGUGGGGAAAUCAUGGUGGUUAUAUAUAGCAGUGUACAGAAAGCUGUAGUCAGUGUUUAUGGAGAGUAACUGCCUCCACAGCAUACGGACUUUUCUGUAUAGUGGUUUUUAUCAUUUCAUUUGAUCUGAGUUUGCUUAACUCGCAUAUACAUUAACAUCCUUAUUUUCAAUUUUAGGAACAUUUGGGCGUCCAUGUCUUUCACUUUAGAUUAUUUUGUCUCUUUAAGUUGGUGCUCUUUGUUGUUUUAAAGAGUUUUCUGCUUUGAUAUCUGCGUAAUUGUAAUGAACUUGGGAGGAUUUGCUCGUAGCAUGCUGCAAUUGCUUAAGCGUGUCACCUCUCUCCUGCAUUUUGUGCGCCUUGCGGCUGAUUUGUAACUGUUCUGUUGUCAGUGAAUGACUGUUUGUUUUCAGAUGAAGCGCUUUAGAAAAGACUUGAAGAUUAGUCAAUGUUCACCACCGCUCUUGGUGUCGCUCUGAUAUGUACCGAUGAUGUCAUGGAUGCCCACACGUCGACACAUUGAAUGUUCUGUUCAGGUGGGCAUUUUGGGAGUCGCCCCCUCACAUUACUACUCGCCAAGCUCAGUGACCUGAUAUUUUCAUUGGUGAGUUACUUGUGUUUGUUUUACACCAUGGGUUGGGCAAAUUAAUAAGCCUGCAAUAUCAAAUAACUCACUGUGAUGAUAAAUUAAGUGAUUUGUGAGUACUACUUACCCCAUUCUUGAUCUUUAAUGCGGUGUAGUAAGUCUGCAGUACUGCUUUCAGCCGUCCUGUCACUUUCCUCUCAAGCUUGUCUGGAUCGCUGGGAUUGUUUGUGCCUCUGAACGUCUGUGUGGCUAUGCUCUGUAAUGUGCUGUGAAUGCGUUUUAACAGCUGUCUUUGAGCUAAACUCCUCUUAUUUCCCUUGCUCUGCUGCUGCUGUUACUUUUACUGUACAUCAGCACUGAUCAAUACAGUGACAGCAUACUGUGCGCGGUUCCCCGAAAUGAACUAUUACAUAGUGCUGACUUCAUUUAUGCCCAGACAACUUGUUUACAAAUCAACAAGAUUAAAAGACAGAAAUAGAGAGCCAUAUCAAUUUAAAACUAUUUCUAUUUUAAAAAUACAGAAAAUACAGUUUUUUUUUAAAGUCAAAUAUUGUAAUAUUAACGAGCCUUUGUCAUGUUGAUGAAAUUGCUGCCCCCUUUCAGAUAAUGAAACUAAUGCUGCACGUCUCUGGACCUGUGAAGACUGUUUAGGUAUCAUAAUACCACAUUAAAUAGGUCUUAAAGUUGGAUUUUUGGGUAUGUGCUUGUCCACUGACUAAUUAUUUUGAUAUUAAUACCUUCUAAAAAAACUUUGUUGUUUUUAUCUGAAAUUAUCCCAGAAUAAAAUCUUCAUGCGGAGUAAUGUUAAUCAGUAAUAUUUAUUGUCCUUAUAACAAGCAAAGCUCCAGCUGAAAUUUUUAUUUGCAUUCUAUUCUCUUAUUAGAACCAAAAUUGUGCAGAAAUUGUAUUUGUGCAAGUUUUAAUUGUGCAAAAAAAAUUGUAAAUGAUUGUUGGUAACCAGCAUGUGUAAUGUUCUAGUCACUGAAACCUUUAUGCAAAUGAAGAAACAUGUUACAUAAAAAAAGCCAUUUAUUGAGUAAUUGAUUGGACCGUAGAGAUGUUGGCUGAGAAGGUUUUUCACCUUUUGUGGAGAAGUCUCUAAAUUAUUUCCUAAUACCAGCAUAGAUUUCGUACCAUGUACAAAUUUCCAUUGUAGGACAGUCGAUCAUAUCAAUAUUUCUCAUUGAGAAAACCUGUUUAAUUCUUGUUACCUGCUUAUGAAGUCACAAAUCCAAGCACCAAACUGGAGUUGAUACUUGCGUGGCUCAAAACUGUUAAGACAUCUGCCUCUUUUGCUUUUCAAGUUACUGAAUUUGAACAUCUGCAGUUGUCAGAUGCUGUAAUAAGUCUUCACCUUUGUUUUUUCUCUUUGAAAUGUAAUGUGGGAACUGUUAACGUAUUGUAUGAUUCUAUAUUCAAUAAUGUGUUGGGAAAUCUUGUGCUACGCAUAUAUUUGUGUUUUUUAAAAAGAAGUCUGCUACUUGUGUGAAGAGCGAAUACAUGGUCCUGUUGGACUCUUGGACUGUUGGGAAGCAGAUCUCUGUGGCCUGAGCUCCCUUUCCCAGAUGAGAAUCACUCUCUGGGAGUUUAUUUCAUAAAGGGAUGGAGAGGCUUUUAUUUUUGUCUAAACUGUCUAAAUACUAUAUUAUAUGUACUGGAAAGAGACAAAACUAUUUUUCAUCUGCACAUGCUACUUUGUUUGUGUAUGUGAUAGAUCUUGUUUUCUAAAGACAAAAGAGACUCGGAACUAAUAUGAAAGUUAUGAAUAAAAGGCUAUUUUGUUCUUUA
This is a messenger RNA of Carassius gibelio (silver crucian carp), 6231 nucleotides long. Its product is annotated as ETS domain-containing protein Elk-1-like. Lineage: Eukaryota; Metazoa; Chordata; Actinopteri; Cypriniformes; Cyprinidae. Gene Ontology annotation, cellular component: nucleus. The coding region runs from base 841 to 2406 and encodes 521 amino acids. Gene Ontology annotation, biological process: cell differentiation; regulation of transcription by RNA polymerase II. The transcript is spliced from 9 exons. The record is from RefSeq and is a predicted model, not a curated record. Gene Ontology annotation, molecular function: sequence-specific DNA binding; DNA-binding transcription factor activity, RNA polymerase II-specific.